CCACGGUAAGCCAUGAAACCACGCGUAAGGUGUUCGUGUAAAGUAAAUAUAUAUCAACUGUUGCUUUCUGUCUCCACUACUUGUGCCCUGGAAUACUUGGCUCAAACUCGCGGCAGUUUGUCCGCUGUGGGUCCUUACGUAGAAAGCUCGAGAAGUACCUACUGUAAUCCAUGCUGCAAGGGACAAGACCAGCCACAUGUCGGUCAGCUUCAAAGCGGGCGUCGGGGGACGGCGCAGUGUGCAUGAGUCUGUCCAUAGAGGCGAAAUUAGAGAGUGAAUGAGUCAAUUCGUGUUGCCAGCAAAGGACAACUAUGUGGACGGGCUCUUGUUUGAGUCAUUCGUGAUCAAGUGAGAAGUCAAGGUGAAGCCAGAUAUAAGCUUAAAAGUGGCAAUUGCGGCGGAUAACGCACACUGUAAGCUGGCAACCAGGCUGCAGGGCUGCAUGAAUGACAGGACAGGACAAGGCGGCCCCGUCUAGAGUAAUUCGAAGGUAUUCUUUGGGGCGACUGCUUGCUUAAUUGGGUGACUGCAAAACGUGGCUUUUACAGGGCGAAUACUUGACAAAGAAGAGGUCCACG
Truncatella angustata is the source of this 578-nucleotide messenger RNA. RefSeq lists its product as uncharacterized. The record is from RefSeq and is a predicted model, not a curated record. The transcript is spliced from 2 exons. Lineage: Eukaryota; Fungi; Ascomycota; Sordariomycetes; Amphisphaeriales; Sporocadaceae. Bases 13 to 246 code for a protein of 77 amino acids.